AUGUCCUCUACAGAUCUAUCGGCGCGAAACAAGUCUGUACAGCUCGUCGCGGGGCAAGCUGAUGGCCGGCGCUCAGGCAGCCGUGGCCGAGACGGCGACCACACUCCUACGCGGGUUACUCCACCACGUGGCAAGAAAGGAGACGACGUUAGAGCAAGAGAUGUGACGCCCAAGUCCGGUCACAGAGAGUCGUUGCGCCGGACCAGCGAAUCUACUCCCGCAAGAGUGCCUCCUGCGAUUGGCAGCGAGUUCAUUAUCGGCGGCGGUGCCUUUACACCGACUGGUGCGAGAAGUCCAAAGCCGGACCUUGAUGCCGAAGCCCAGAACGACUGGCAGGUUGUCAAAAAGAAUCAGAAGACAGCGAAGAGGCGGGCUUCCCAAGCCACAGUCCACCAUUUCGCAGGCCCGAUUUUACAGGCUAAGAUCAAACCCACAAUUUCAAUCAAUCAAGAUAGAGCAGCGUCUCAUGCCGGCGCGCCCAAGGUAGCGCCGAGGACGAAAUCCGUGCCUGCAAUCGUUUUGAGCAGAGAAUGCAGCAGCCAGAGCCCCUUUACCUACGCAGAUGCACUUACCGGCAGCGGACUCCUUGCACCCAGGGCCACCAUUGAAACCACUCCAGCUUGGGCGGUCCAGCGCCUGGAAGCAGCAAAGACUUUACCUGUGACUCGCCGUGAAAAGAAUCGCGCUGUAAUGCAUGACGGUAUAAUCCAAGGACCAAGCGCACAGGCAAAGUCGCCCAUUUCCCGUCCAUUGGAGCCGGCGCCCGAAGGAGCAGGAAGUAUUGAUGAUGGGUCUGAUGAUACUUCGUCCGAGUCUAACGCCGCAUGGAGUGUCGUCGACCAAUACCCUGACUCCGCUACGGACGGGACGUCUACCUCAGUCAGCAUGGAAAGCCUCCGAUCAGACAUUGAUCCCGAUGAGAGGCUUGUCAGCCCCCGGCAAUAUUUCCAGGAGCUUGAGAGUCUAGAAGCCACCGUCGCGGGCAAGUCGAGUCUGUUCCUGAUGCGGAAAGUAUAUCGGACAGCCUAUCCUGAAGCAUCCGGCUUCAAGCUCAAGAUUAGUUACGUUCACUUCGGCGAGAUGGACGAUGCUGCCCUUCUCCGCAAGCAAGAGGACACUAUUGUUGAGUUCUGUGCAGCAUUUCACAAGGCAUCAAACAGAGCCUCAGGAAGAUCACCAAGAUCCGCUAAGAUGCAACAGGCCGACCUGGCAUAUUGGGCGUUCCACAUGCUCGAGUGCCGCAACCUUGUCCACGGCGUUGUAUUAAAUAUUAGACGGAUGCGCAAUGCGCACUACUGCAAUGAAGCGUUCAACGUACUGACCGUAUCUCGCACAAGGCGAGGAGUAGCUACACUUGUCCGUUUCGAUGUCAAUAAUCUUGAACGCCUGCAUUCAGCUUUCAUGGACGCGCUCGUGGCUUUGACAUCCGAGUUAGAGCGCCCGCAGCCUAAAUGGACUGCGCGACUUGAGGAGCUUACACAAGGCAUCUCACGGACAUGUGGCCAGUUCAUGGACCGGCUAGAUCUCGCAAAGAGUACGGACGAGGUAGGAGAAUGGCGUAAGACCAUCUUUGUCCUCGACUUAGCUGUGGUCUCAUACUGCGGCGCUCACAUCGAGCGAUUCGAUUUGAGUCAUUUCGGCGAAGACCUCGAUCGGGCCAAAAUCGCUGCCGCUUUGACAUACAUCACCGAUGGCAGUGAAGGCAUCAUGCUUCGCCGCAGAACGUUACGAUGCUUAGACGCCUUCCUAGGCGGCCGGAGAGUCUGGGUUCUACAAAGCCAGGCUUUGUGGGAGGACGAUGCUGAGCUUUAUCUAUCUACGGGCAUCGCGGACUUCGCCGACAUCUGGGGACCAGUAUGGGGCGUCAAGAAGAAAGAAAACAGCACGGGCAUCCUGAGGUAUAACGCUGGACCCGGCUCAAUUUUACCAUGGCCAGCUGAUGCAACCACGCCGCUGGCACCGGGCGAAGAGUUUUGUCACUGGGUCGGUCUUGACGACCCCCAAAAUCGGAGCGAUCGUUCCUUGCACGAAAACGCCAAGCUGUUGAUAGGAGCUCCCUCGUCCUCCACCGUUACCGAGCAGAAGACUUCGCAGAUGAAAGAGAAUCUAGCCUGCAACAACAAGCCGCAGAAAGUCAUGCAGCAGCUCCGUUCCGCGAACCAGCUUGAAGAACUGGGUACGUCCCCCGAAUCAGUUGAUUUGGCUGAAGAGAUCUACGGUGCAUCGGUCGGUGCGUAUGGCAUGUCAAUAGGGGGCGAAAAAGUGUACAAGCGGCGUUCCGGCGUAUACCUAAAAGACGCCAUCUGUGAAGCUUGGCGGAACGAAGGCAUGAAUCGCAAUCCAGCCGUAUUGGAGGAGUGGCUUGGAGUAGAAGUUUCAUUCUGCAGUCGCAACGCUCGGAGACGGCGUCUCAAGUCUAUCUUGGACUCUACGACGGUACGUAACUGGCUCGAGGCUUGCAUGAUCAAUAGCGAGCCUUUCGCCUGUGAGAAGGCUUUCGAUGAAGCGCUCCGGAGCCCUAACAAAUAUGCGUUUCGUGAGCUGUACGAGAAGAACAGGCAGUGGAGAAAAGGCCAGCUUGUCUCGUGGUGUUUGGAUGGCCUGCGUCACUCCAGCGUAGACAAGGAUGGUACACUCCGUGCGCUCUGGAUUCCGGAACCCUAUCGGCGCAUCCGAGUCAAACUGCCGCAGAGUGUUCACAGCUGGACAGGCUUCCUAGCCGACACCGAGUCAUCGAGCACGAUGGCUGUCAUGUAUGAUGGGUGCUUGCACACCGACUACCGAGACGGCUCGACUUGCCAGGCCAGGUAUGCGGAUGUCCGUCAUUCUCUACACACCAUUCUGGAGACGGCUCUGGAAAUCAACCCGGAUGCAAAGAUCCCGAAAGAGCUGGAGUUGCGGCGUAGUAGGCACGAGAAGCAUGACUUGCCUCGCUACAGCAUCAGGAAUGUUCGCCGCAACGAGAAGUUCCAGAUCCCUCACGGACGCCUGCGAGUUGUCGAGCCUUUCCGGAGUACCCGGCUGGUCGUCACGUGGGAGGGCGGCGUCUCCAAAAAGCUGCAUCAAUACGCGGACUUGGUCGUGAGGACUAUCAGUAAAGAGAGCCCGCCACAUUGGGAGCUACGCGUCGAUGAUUGGUGCGAAACUAAACCGAUCCCGCUGUUCAUCAAGUCGGAGUAUCCGUUCGAGUGUAAACGAUGA
Messenger RNA from Coniosporium apollinis CBS 100218, 3201 nucleotides. RefSeq lists its product as uncharacterized. Bases 1 to 3201 code for a protein of 1066 amino acids. Lineage: Eukaryota; Fungi; Ascomycota; Dothideomycetes. The transcript is spliced from 4 exons. The record is from RefSeq and is a predicted model, not a curated record.